GGGGCACGGCGGCGGAUCCGGGCUGCUGCUGGGCCUCCUGCUCACGGUGGUUUGGAAGCUGGCCCACGCAGCGCUGCGCCGGCGCGACAAGGAGUUCGACUUCUUCCUGUGCCACCACAAGCUCGCAGCCGGCAGCUGCGCCCGGCUGCUCAAGGUGCAGCUCUGCAGCCGCGGGGGCAGCAGGCGGAGGGUGUUCCUGGACUGCGACGACCUGAAAGAUUUGGAGACGCUCUUCGACACCGUGGCAAACCGAGUGCAGGUGUUCGUCACCCUGUGCACGAAGGAGUUAUUUCUACGCCCCUGGUGCAUGGGAGAGGUGAUCACUGCUCACCACUGCAAGCUCCAAACUGUGAAACUAGUUUUCCCAGAUUUCACCGAGCCAGACGAGGCGUAUAUUUUUGAGUACGAGGAUAGUUCGAAGGACCUCAGCGUGUUGACUGGAUACGGUUAUUCAAUCGAGGAUGUGAGAGUUGCGUUGCGCUGGGUGCCUCAGAUUACCAGCUAUAGCAUUCCGUCUGCGAUCACCAGUGUUAGCAUGGAAGAAAUCGCGGAUCGGCUCGAAGAUUGCAUUAUUUCCCAUUCGCCCAGCGGCACAAGAGGUUCUCCCAGGGGCCCUAGUGGCAGAGCCAACAGGGCUUCCAUUGGGGGAAAUUCUACUUGGAUCAUCCACGAUGAGAGCAGCCUCGAGGCAGGGGCUACAGCCGCAGUCAUGGCCCAUUUGUUGAUGGUAAGUUUUGUCCACAUCCCUUUCGAAAUUCCACAAGUGCUUCUUGGUGGGCGGGACGUUCCUGAUAGCGCAACGAAGCUGAUCAUAUUGUGCACAAGCAACGUGCUGCAGCAGCCUUCUAUACUGAAGCAUUUCGAGAGAGGAAUCGAUCUUGACGUGUGUUUCUACCCCGUAAUUGGAGAUGAAGGCUUCCGCUUUCCCGGCGCGUCGUUCAAGAAAGACACCAUGAAGUUGGCAGCUGCCAUCCUCGACGACCCAGACGAAGUGCUGUCAGCAGUCUUGGCGAUGUUCAAGGCCAUCGCAGGGAGCUUCCUGGCGAGCUCCAGCUCCGCGACCGUGCUGGCAAACCAGGCCGCGGAGCUCGCCCGGCGGGUGCAGUCCCUGAGCCGGCGCGCGCAGACGCCGGCCCCCAGCGCGAUGGUGAGGCAGGCGAGCGAGUCUCGGGGGCAACGUUUGGGGGGGCGCCCGGCUCAGGGGGGAGGCGAUACUUGUGUGCAUUUAUGUGUGUGUGUCCCUGGGCGCACUGAGCGGCGCCGGAAGCCGACGCCGAGAGACGGCGGCACGACGCGAGCCUCCGCCGCAGCGGCGCGAGGGGGGGACAGACGGAGGCCAUCCCCGCGAGGAAGCAGCGCCGAGCGCUCUGCUGGCCGCCGCCGGUCGGUGGCCUCUGCUCGCGCGCGCCCUGCGGGCCGUGGGCGGCGGGCGGUGCGCCCAGACCCCCCCCUGGCGCUGUGCAAGAAUCCCGACGGGAGGUUUCGCAUUAUGUCGAAGAAUGAGUAUGUCCACUUCGCCCAUCCAGCAAACACACGACGGUAAUGCCAAGCCGGAGACAAGCAUCACGACGUCGGCAGCGCCGGGCCGUGC
Messenger RNA from Prorocentrum cordatum, 1591 nucleotides. Lineage: Eukaryota; Dinophyceae; Prorocentrales; Prorocentraceae. The record is from the annotation of a GenBank genome assembly.